AGGCACUGCAGCAACCAGAUCUCAUUUGAGUACGUUGCAGGCUCAGAGGCACCAUGGGGGAGAAGCUCAGAGAAGGUCUAAAGCAGAAUUUCGUUGCCAAGGAUUACUUAACGACAUACGUGUCUGUUGGGUCUGGUGGCCCUCCAACCUGUGGUACGAUCUACGCUUCUGCUGUGGACAAGCUUCACAAGACAUUCAGUAAAGGUGGCAUCCGAGGGGACACCCUGAUUGACAUUGGAAGUGGGCCUACCAUCUACCAGCAUGUGUCCGCCUGCGAAUAUUUCAAAGAGAUCAUUGCCAGCGAUUUCCUCGAACAGAACCGGGAGGAGAUUAAAAAGUGGCUGAACAAGGAUCCGGACGCAUAUGACUGGUCCCUGGUACUGCAAUAUGUCUGCGAGCUGGAAGGAGACAGGGAGAAGUGGAGGGAAAGGGAAGAAAAGCUCAGGAAGACCAUCAAGCAAGUCCUUCCAUGUGAUGCCACCCUGACCAAUCCUUUCGACCCGCUGGUGAUCCCGCCGGCCGAUUGCCUCCUCUCCACUUUUGCUCUGGAAGUGGCUUGCAAGGACCAUUCUGUCUACCGCUCAGUCGUGAAGAAUCUGGGUGCUUUGGUCAAACCUGGGGGUCACCUCAUUUUUGCUGCGACUCUUGGAGUCAGCUUUUGGAUGGUUGGCUCAUGCAAGUUUGAUUGCCUUGCCCUGACACCUGAGUUAGUUGAAGGUUCCGUGAAAGAGGCUGGCUUUGAAGUUCUGUCGUGUGAGAGCCUUGGGUUUACUUUCCCCCCAGAUGUCUGUGAUGCAUAUGACUCACUCUUUAUAGUGGCCCGGAAGCCUAAUUAAACCCAGUGAGUUAAUGAGAUAGAAACUCACCAUAGAAAAGCCAAAAAAGAUGCCCAUUCUCUUUGAUCUCUAGUUUAGGAACACACAAACAGGUAGACCAAGCCAUGCCAAAGUAACUGGUGGAUCCCAUGUCUAUGGAGUGGGAACCAACUCUAGGUUUUAACCCAGAUCCUAAAGGAACUAUCCAAGGUGCUGAACUUUAUUCCUAAAUAGCCCCAGUACCUCGGAGAGCUCCUUUAUAACCAGUCUAAACUUGGAAGGAUUCACCCCUCUUUUGAAUGGAAACCACAAGCCACACGUUAGUGUCAAUUGCUAUUUUGGGCACUACAACUCUCAUAGUAUGCCAGUGCUAUGAUGGCUUGGGGAUUCAAGAUAUUGAAGCCUUUCUAAAAGUAACACAUUCCCAAAAACUAUGUCAAGAGGGAGAAGAAAGCCCAUUUCCUUUACCUAGAAUGUUCCAAGAAGAAAUCAAGCUCAACUCAAGCAACUAUCAACCCAUCAAAGUAGUAUUUGAAACAAAAAUCAAAAUAAAAUCACAAA
This is a messenger RNA of Anolis sagrei ordinatus, 1376 nucleotides long. RefSeq names its product indolethylamine N-methyltransferase-like. Gene Ontology annotation, cellular component: cytosol. Gene Ontology annotation, molecular function: N-methyltransferase activity. NCBI's taxonomy places the organism in Eukaryota, Metazoa, Chordata, Lepidosauria, Squamata, Anolidae. The record is from RefSeq and is a predicted model, not a curated record.